GACACUGUGAAACAUUUAUUCUGUGAGAUAAACUAAAUACUAAAACAUUAAAAUUCCAUGAAAUCUUUAUUAGCUUGUAAUUUGAAAAGCCCACAGUGCCUGUUUCUAGCCUAUGCCGUCCAAGGGUGAAUGUACUGAGUUGGACAGGAUGGGACGGGAAAUGACUGUUCUGGAGAAACCUUGUCUUGGCCACAGUGUCCUGGCCAUCAGUAUAUAUUUUUUCCCUCACUACAGGAGAUAGGAAGAUGCCUCAAGAACCAGGUCAGAAUCUGAAAAGUGAGGAGCCUAGAGAUGAAGGGAAGGCGCCCCUUCCUUCCAGAGGGGCGUCCCAAGCUGGAUUACCCUCUUCCAGCCAGAUCCAUGGCAGACGUCUAAGAAAGAAUGCCCAACUCCCUAGCCGCCAGCCGGCUUCCAGCCCCAAGCACACUGCCACGAGGAAGGGCGUUAGCCAGAAGGACUCACAUGGCGGCGGCGAGAGGCCUUUCCAUUGCUCCCUCUGCAGCAAGACAUACCGUGAUGCUUCUGGACUGAGCCGUCACCGGCGUGCUCAUAUGAAUUACAGGCCCCACUCAUGCCCUGUGUGCGGAAAGCGCUUCCGGGAUCGGUCUGAGGUCAAACGCCACCAGAAGAUACACCAAAAAAAGGGGCCAGUGCUUGGAAACCAGGCGAGUACUGGGAAGAUUCCAGCCACAGCAGGAUUCCCAGCCCCCAGCUUCAGACGCCAGCAGCCCAUCCAGAGGCCUGUGGAUGCGACCCAUAGAGCAGUGGUCAGGACCAAGGCACCUAACAGCAGAGCCGUGGAUAGCAGAGCCAACCCUCCUCUGGUGAGGCGCGCAAGGCGCAAGGUGUUCUCUUGUCCCCUUUGUCCCCUGACUUUUAUCAAGAAGACUUAUCUCUCCAGCCACCAGAAGGUCCACUUCACAGAGCAGCCCUACCACUGCUUCUGUUGUGGUGAGUGUUUCAGCUCCUCCUUCAUACUGGCCCAACACCAGCAGAUCCACUGGAAGGAGAAGAUCUAUUGUUGCCCGGUCUGUGACGUCUGCUUUGAAGGGAAGGAAGCCCUUCUGGGUCACUUGGGGAAUAAAAGGAAGGCGCAGGAUGUAGGCAAGCCCCCCAAAUGCUGGGAAGCCCUGGGUUAUUUGGUUGGCUAUUUUUAUGAUCCCUUGACACUGCAAAGGGCUGGAAACAUGGACGAAUCCUCAGGGGAGGGCAAGGAUGGAAAAGUAGCAUCCCAGGAAGACAAGGGAAACACGGUGGACGAACACUGACCCCUGACCUCCACAUUUGUACACACACACAAUGUAAGUUUAAAAAGGGGGCCCGUCUGACUAAGGUCUUUGUAUUUGGUUUUUCUGAGGGAC
Molecule: messenger RNA, 1361 nt
Organism: Nannospalax galili (Upper Galilee mountains blind mole rat)
Lineage: Eukaryota; Metazoa; Chordata; Mammalia; Rodentia; Spalacidae
Gene: Zfp57
Product: ZFP57 zinc finger protein
Exons: 1
Coding region: 246-1268 (340 amino acids)
Biological process (GO): regulation of transcription by RNA polymerase II
Cellular component (GO): nucleus
Molecular function (GO): RNA polymerase II transcription regulatory region sequence-specific DNA binding; DNA-binding transcription factor activity, RNA polymerase II-specific
Source: RefSeq, a predicted model, not a curated record